UUGAGCAGUGUAGAUCAUAUUGAACCCUGGUCUGUCUCUCUUUGUGCAGGCGAUGAUAACUUUGGCAGGAAGGUGAUUGUGUUUAAUGCCUGCAGGAUGCCACCACAACAUCAGCUAGACCAUCACAAACUGCUGAUGUAUCUUAAAGGAACACUGGAUCAGUAUGUAGAAAGUGACUACACUCUGAUCUAUUUCCAUCAUGGGCUGACCAGUGAAAACAAACCAUCUCUCGGCUGGCUACGAGACGCAUACAGGGAGUUUGACAGAAAGUAUAAGAAGAAUAUCAAGGCUCUAUAUAUUGUCCAUCCCACCAUGUUUAUCAAGACUCUGCUGAUCCUCUUCAAACCGAUCAUCAGUUUUAAAUUUGGCAGGAAGAUCAACUAUGUGAGCUAUCUGAGUGAGCUGGAAGACGUGGUGAAGUGUGAGCAGCUGGUUAUUCCUGCCCGUGUCAAAGAGUACGACAACAAGUUGAGAGCAUCUCUGAAACCAGCUGCCCAGCCUCCCAUGUCUCCUCCUCGCAGCCCUCCCCUCCCCAACCAGAUCUUUGGGGUUCCACUCAUAUUGCUCAGGCAGAGGAGUCCAGAUAAUGAUUCAGUUCCUGUGGUGAUGACAGACACCAUUAGCUUCCUCUCAGAGCAAGGUUUGGAGAUUGAGGGCAUCUUCAGACGGUCUGCCAAUGUGACCCUGGUAAAGGAGGUCCAGCUCAAGUACAACUCAGGUACGGCAGUGGACUUCAAAGAGAUGGAAGAUGUCCACUUGGCUGCUGUGAUUCUGAAGACGUUUCUAAGGGAACUACCUGAGCCUCUGCUGACUUACCAGCUCUACAACGAUAUUGUCAACUUCACCUCUGUGUCCAGUGACAGUCAGGUUACAGUGAUGAAGACUUUGGUAGAGUCACUGCCAGAGGAGAACUACAAGUCACUGAGAUACCUCAUCACGUUCCUUGCACAGGUGUCAGCUAAUAGUGAAGUGAAUAAGAUGACUAACAGUAACCUGGCUGUGGUUUUUGGUCCCAACCUGCUCUGGGGGCGGGACAACGCUAUGUCACUAAGCGCCAUUGGACCAAUCAACAACUUCACCAGAACCCUGCUGGACCAGCAGCAUCUGGUCUUCACCUAAAUCCUGGCCCAUUUUCUUCCAGUCAGAACCUCCGCUGAGAGGGUACUUCUCAACCAACUGCACUUAAACUAAACCAACUCCCUCUGCUUUUCCCUUUAAACACCUACAGUAAAAUAUUCCAUGAACCAAUAACAUUUCAUUUUUGUCUCCAACCAGUCAACAUUCUGAUUGGGACACAGGCAGAGCAUGUUUUGUUUGAAGUGGUCAUUUCCAGUCCAGAUCAAAGUUCCAACUCCAGGCAUGAAUGGACAUAAAUCGAAAUGUAGAGUAAUCCUCUCUCUAAAAAUGACUUGUAGCACAAAAUUCAAUUUAUCCAAGCUUAUAAAUUGAAUUCUCAUCCAUUCACAGUGACUCUCUCUGGUCCGACAUAUUUAACAUCUGUUGUUGGUGGCAAAGUUUUGACCAGGCAGGUCAUUUAUUUUUGCUACUUUGGUGUUGCCUGUUGUCAUUUUGAGAGGGCUACUCAGUAAGUGCUAAUAAUAUAACAGUAACCAUAAAAAAACUAGAAAGUCGUUGACUUUGUUACAGCAUUUUAUUAUUCCUCCAAUUUCUAUCAUUGGAGGAAUAAUUUCUUUCAACUUGCGCAAAAAUGUUUAGUUUCAAAACCAAAACAGUGAUCUGGGAGAAAAUUCUGAGUCACUGCCCAAUAGGUCUGGUGUUGGGAAAAGUAACUGAACUAGUCAGAGCUCCGGCUGGUUCUGGUGGGGUGAAGGAAGGGGACAUCAUUUUUUUUCUACCCCAGAUGCAGACAAAUUUGGUCAGAAAAAUCACCAUACAAAUACCAACAAGUGUAGAUGGGAUUGAUAAUGAAGAAACUCAAUGGUUAGAAAUAUACUACACUAUAAAGUGCUGUAACAUAAUCAGGGAUCUUCUAGGUAUUGGCUACAAUACAGGCAACCUUCCUGACUCCUCCACCACCCUACUACACGCAACCAACCCUUCUACUUCUACUAGAAAUUCCAGCCCUAAUUGCAUGUGUUUAUAGUUGUAUUUAACUGUCUAAGUGAACACAGUCUGACUGUAGUCUUGUAGCAGUUGGAAAUAGAGUCUCUAGACAUCCCCGGUCCUCUCUGUGCAGUGCUGUUGUCAAUAUGUCUCUCUGCUGUUUUCUAUGUAGUGCCAAAAAACUACAGAAAAAUGGCCUCCAGUGUUCUCAGAAAGACCCAGAGAGAAUAAUAAUUCUAGAUAAUUAAAGAGAAAAGCAAUGCAGUUACCAAAUGUCACCUCUAGGAUUAUGCUCCAAAAAAAGAGAUACAAGAUAAAGAGAAUGGAGGUGCACCUCCAUGAUAGUUUCUCAGGGGAAAUUGAAAAGAUGAACCUGGUACCAAACAGUGUGGACAAUCUAUAAUGCUGUAAUUAAAGCAGCUAGUAAAAUAUGAGUUGUGUCUUUAUACCCGCAACUCAGAAAAUGUUGGAGGAAAUCAGUGCUGGAGCUGGUGUAAGUAGCAGCAGCUCUAUAAUAUGCUGUACCAUAUCAUGGUAUGACUCUUUAUGGCUUUCUCCUACAUUUGACUUAAUAUAUAAUAUUAUCCCUGGAUUUAGUCAGCAUAACUUCUACCCCUGUUACAACAUUAGAAUUCACCAAACUCUCAGAGUACUUCUCAGAGUAGCUUUUUUUAAUGGUACGGAAUAGACGGCAGACAUACAGUAGCUCCAUACACUGAAGUGGAAUAUUCAGUUGUAGGAAUCCGGAAAACUCACCCGUGUUCUGCUGGCUAGAAUAAGCAGGAAAUUACUUCCAGUUGCGUAUAAGUCUUUAACAGAUAACUCAUUCCAGUUUUCCUUAUUGUCAGAAAAUUCCACCGUAAAGACCAAAACUAACAUUGUUAGUCUGUCUUUUAAUACGUUCUUAUUUCCCUACCAUGUUUAUCUUAUCCAGACAACCACCCAAUCUCUAAUAGAUCUGCUUUCACUUCUCACUGUACUCUUUUGUAGAAGCUAUAGCUUCAUGUAAGUUUUAAGUUCCAUUUUUUACUCCAGGUUUUAAAACAGCUUAUAGCCAGGGCUGAAUAAAUUAAAUGCGCUGGCACUAGGUUUAGUAGAAGACUUAUAUGAAAACAAAUACCAAUCUUAUUAUCAUGAAUCACAAAAAUGUAACCAAGCUCUAUUCAGGGAAAGUUGGAUGCAAUGUUUUGAUUUGAAACAUCACGUCAGCUGGGUUAGUCAGCAAAUUGUUCGCGUAAUGUACUGAUGUCACUCUUCAGGAUUUAUGGGAGUUGAAAGCUUGUGCCCAGUGCAGUUGUUGGACUCCUGGUUGUCGUGUUGUUGUGUGAGGAGACUGUUGGUCUGAUCACAUGACAGUACUGAUGCAAGUUAUCAUCAUAAUAUUUGUGUUGGGUUGUUGUAAAUCAUUAUUCUUUGUUUUCCUCUAAUAGUAAUGAUGCAUGGCAUCACCUCUGUGUGCAUUCUGGAUAAUUGAGUUUGGAAUGCAAGAUGAUGCAAGAGUAAUCCUUUUUAUUUAUUUGUAUUCGUCCUAUAUAUGGCUUGGAAUAUUACUUUAAAUAAUUAAUGAUAAUGAUGUGAUGUGAGUUUUAUUUAUAUCUUUAGUUGCCUUACAUUUUGCUUGAGGCUGUGUCACUAAUGGAGCCUGUCCAAGUUGUAUGAUGGUUUCUGGAUAUCAGCAGGGUCCUCUGGUCUGUCAGUUAGGGAUCUUCUAUGCUGAGCUGUGUGAUUAUUGAAAAUAACACUCAGCACAAGGGGUUGAAUACUGAACCUCUUGAGUGCUUUUGUUUUUUCAUGCAGUUUGGUGUGAAUUAUCUUGCUUGUACAGUACCAUGUGAUCUUGCCUACAAACAUUUCAGCAUUGUUCAUUCACUUUUUAAUACAAAACACUGUUUAGAUAUAAACUUUGUCAACCUUGAAAUAGCCACCAAUUUACUGCAUCAACAGACAGAAGGAGCUGUAGACUUCCAGUUGUAUCUGUCCAGGACUCUCAAAACUCAAAACAAAUUAAGAAAUCUGAGAUAAAACAUCACUCUUGAACAAUCUGUGAUGUAGGUUCAUCUGGUUUUAAAUGGUCACAAGCCAAAAAUGUUUAGAAACCAGUGGUGUAUGGUACACUAGUGAUACACAGUACAGGUUUAAGUCACUGUUUGUAAGCUCCAUUUAGACCUGCUUCAGCUGCAUCAUCCGUCCACACUAACAGCGGCUUCAACUGGAGUUUAAAUUUCGCUUCAAAAGAAGAGCUAUGUGAAUAUAAAAAAGAAAUAAUGAGAAGACAGAGGGCUAGCAGUUUCCUAAACAUCUCCCAGCAUGUUUAAGUUAUUGUUAAAGCUAUAAUUCCCGGGCCAAAUACAAUUUCUGUACUUUGUUGUGCAUCUUAAAACUUUAUCUUUGGUCAUCAUUCAAUUUCCAAAGCUUUAAUUCAGAUACCUUUCUCAUUUUCUGCCAAACUUUCUCCAAAUUCCACUCAUUCAAAGCUUUGUGUUAUGUCACAUUCAAAUCAUAGCUAUAUAAGACUUUGGCUGGAUUGUCACAGGAACAAAACGGUAACCUUUGUCCUGUGUGACCCUGAUCAGUUUCGUCCCCUUUCUGUGGUCAUGCAGUCUCUGGUGAUGACUCCUGGCCAAACUUUUCUAUUGAUUCAGUUGUCUUUUAUUCUGUAAAUGGCCAAAAAAAUUGCAGUACUGUUGUGAUGUUGCUAUAAUUGUUAAUAUGAUGUGAUUUAAAAGUACCAAAAGAUAGAGAUUUAUUUUGACUGAAACUGAAAGCAAAAAAAAGAAAAAAGAAAAUCUUUACUUAUUGUAAGCCCCAGUCAUGUCAGUGUCUUGGUAUUUUGACAUGCUAUUGGUGUAUACAUGGGUGUGUGUAUGUGUAUGAGUGUAAAUGCUAUCUCAGCUGGCCCCAAAUAGACACAAUAGGUCUAAUUCUUGGGGUUAAAAUAUAUAGUUAAAAAAUGUCACCUGAGGUAUGUGUGUGUAUAUAUAUUGUUGUUGUAAGGUGGAAACAUAGUGACUCGAGUUUUGGUGAUUCUUAUUAUUUGAGAUAAUGACUCUUUAGGUUGAGAAAGUUGUACAACACAUCUGUCAAAACCUGAUUGCAAAAAUAAGAUGAAAUCAAGGUAGUUUUUCUUAGCCCAUGAAAGACUGACUAUAUGUAACUUGAUUUUUUUCCUUUGACAACAGCAGUGUGUGUGUGUGUGUGUGUGUGUGUGUGUGUGUGUGUGUGUGUGUGUGUGUGUGUGUGUGUGUGUGUGUGUGUGUGUGUGUGUGUGUGUGUGUGUGUGUGUGUGUGUGUGUGUGUGUGUGUGUGUGUGUGUGUGUGUGUGUGUGUGUGCCUUAUUUGUUUUCCCCAAGUGAUCAUGUGAUCAGCCAUCAAAGUGCCACUGUGCCCAUUCUGCCAUAAAUUAAAACAACCUGAGGUGUGUUCCACAAAGCUGUGGUGUUUGUACAGGGUUCAAAUCUGGACGUUAACAGGCACAGAAAACACAAUGGGGACAAUGGAGCUCCUUGUCAAACUCCUCGUCUGGUUGAACACAGCUCAGCUGUAAUGUGGAUUAUAGCAGGAUUGAGAAAUGUAACCUCAGAAAUAUGGAACCUAUAACUACUGAAUAGGAUUUAAAGCUACAAGAAAAAAAUUUCUCAUUACAUUUUAUUUUCAAUUUUAAGGUUACACAUAUUUCAAGAAUUUCUAUAUCAAAUUAAUCUUACAGUAAUUUUACAGUAAAAUCAACCAAGUAUCAGUCAUGUUCAUUUAAUUUCUAUAAAAAUGUUUCUCCUCAACUCUGCUGUUCGAUUACAGCCCUGCAUAGUCUAUGGAUCUUUGUACUGUAACAGUUGUCAUGGUGACAGUGAACAAUAUUCCUCUCUGGGAGAAAUUAUUUGAUUUCAAGGCAGAUUUAUUGAUACUUAGUGAUGUUAUUUUCUGAACUCUUUUUCAUCCUUUACUUUUGAUAUGCUGUGGAUCUUACUCUUAUAUAUGUACUGUAUAAUAUAAUGGUAAUAAGCUGUAAUAUCAAUGUGUGCAAACAAUAAACAAAUGGUGAAAGACA
Scomber scombrus (Atlantic mackerel) is the source of this 6109-nucleotide messenger RNA. Its product is annotated as rho GTPase-activating protein 1-like. The coding region runs from base 97 to 1119 and encodes 340 amino acids. The record is from RefSeq and is a predicted model, not a curated record. Gene Ontology annotation, molecular function: GTPase activator activity. NCBI's taxonomy places the organism in Eukaryota, Metazoa, Chordata, Actinopteri, Scombriformes, Scombridae. The transcript is spliced from 10 exons. Gene Ontology annotation, cellular component: cytoplasm. Gene Ontology annotation, biological process: negative regulation of endocytic recycling; small GTPase-mediated signal transduction.